Xenopus laevis (African clawed frog) is the source of this 2305-nucleotide messenger RNA. It is a transcript of the gene snta1.S, whose product is annotated as syntrophin, alpha 1 S homeolog. The record is from RefSeq and is a predicted model, not a curated record. The transcript is spliced from 8 exons. Gene Ontology annotation, molecular function: structural molecule activity. The coding region runs from base 40 to 1461 and encodes 473 amino acids. Lineage: Eukaryota; Metazoa; Chordata; Amphibia; Anura; Pipidae. Gene Ontology annotation, cellular component: cytoskeleton; sarcolemma; neuromuscular junction.
CCUUCUCCCUCCCUCACUGCUUGUCCGGCCACUCUGGCCAUGGCUUCCCCGGGCACGGCUCAUCGGAGCGGACUGCUGGAGCUGCGCUGUCCCGGGGAGCGCUGGCUGCGGGUGUUGCUGCUGCUCGGGGAAGAGACUCUGAGCUUCACCCCGGAGUCUGAGCCUGGGGCAGCGGAGGAGAAGGCGGUAAACUGCGCGGAACCUGCUGGAGGCGUCCCGGAGUCUGUGAUUAACCUGCGCCGGACUGUCCGGGUAGUGAAGCAGGAUGCGGGCGGGCUGGGAGUCAGCAUUAAGGGUGGCAAGGAGAACAAGAUGCCCAUCCUUAUCUCCAAGAUUUUCAAGGGCUUGGCUGCUGACUUGACAGGAUCAUUAUAUGUGGGGGACGCCAUCCUAUCUGUUAAUGGGCUAGACCUGUCAGAGGCCACUCAUGAUGAUGCUGUGCAGGUGCUAAAGAAGAACGGAAAGGAGGUGGUACUGGAAGUAAAGUACAUGAAGGAAAUAUCACCGUAUUUUAAGGGCUCUCCCCCGAGUGGCUCACCUACGGCCACUUUACAGAAGAGAGGAUCCCCCGCACUCCCGCCCCGGGAAUAUAAAGACGGAAAGAGCAUCCCGCUGAGGAUGUGCUAUGUAACCCGUCGAUUUUUACCAGCAGAUGCAGAGCCCAGAUACCUUGAGAUCUGCUCAGCAGACGGAAGGGACGUGCUGUUCUUUCGGGCAAAGGAUGAAGGUAUGGCCCAAUCCUGGUUUAAUGCCAUCCACACCAACGCCAGUGCUCUGACCCCCCGUGUGCGGGAGGAUGUGAAACAGCUAUUAGGCAAAGACAUCAAACAGAUGGGCUGGCUUACUGAGCAGCUCACCCAGGAUGGAAACCGCAAUCUGCUGGCCAUUCUCACAGAGAAGGAUCUCCUGCUGUACAACAGCCUUCCGCACUCCAGAGAGGGCUUUAGCAAACCUGCAUUCUUUCACCCACUUAUUGCCACCAGACUGGUACAUUCUGGGCCCUCAAAAAGUUCUCCUCUCUACGAAACUGAGCUGGCAUUUGCUUUGCGCUCUGGUACCCAGAAAGGGGUGGAAACACACCUUUUCAGUGUAGAGACGCAGCGGGAGCUGGCAACCUGGACACGGACGCUGGUGGACGGCUGUCACAGUGCAGCUGAACUUAUAAAGGAGGUGACCACAGCAUGUACAUGGGAUGGGAAUGAGUGUGCACUGUCUAUACACAUUGAUCAAGGUUUCACUCUCUUUGUGGAGGAACCCGGCCUUAACAAGGUGAUACACUUCCACCAGCCAUUUGAGAAGCUCCGUAUGUCUUCUGAUGAUGGGGUCAGAAUGCUGUAUCUGGAAUUCGGCAAUCCUGAGGCAGAACUUCAACUCGAUCUGCACUCCUGUCCAAAAACCAUUGUCUUCAUCAUUCACUCCUUCCUGUCGGCCAAAGUGUCCCGCCUUGGCCUUUACACCUAGGAUAUGGCAAAAGGUUGCAAUCUUGGAAAAGUCCCUCGUGUCCAUGGGCUAACCAAAAUUAAUCCCUAAAAGGUGCUGGACAGUAAGUCCAAAGUAAACAGCUCUCUGAAAUGAAUUAAAUUCACACAAAUGAUAUUUUUACUCGCCCAAUGGCCAUAUUAACCACUUUUUAAUUAUGUCUGGAUAAGUUUAUUGCCAAGGAAAUGUGAAACCAUUUUUGUCUUUAUGCGAUUAUGUUUGCAAAUUCUUUGCGAGUUGCAGUUCCGCUAACCAUGAAUUAUAGUGCCUUAUAAAUAAAUAUAUAUUUCUUUCUUAAAAAGUUUAAUGCCAUGGCUUCAGUGAGAAUCCAUGUCAGUCAUUCUGAUAUACAGUGGGUUUUUUAGGGGACAAACAGAAGUACUGUGCCUUUAAAUGACCAAUAUCUGCUACACAUAAUAUACAGCAGCACAAAUUCCAAUUAACAAUCUGGUUUCAUUGUUCCCCGUUCUGAGCACAGGUUAGGGUUUGUUAUAAAAUAUUAAUAUAUAUAUAUUCACAAAUGAGCAUAGAGGCAGAAAUAUAUCUAGUUUUAUUAUUUAAUAUUAAAUGAGCUAUCCAACAUGACUGCAUAAGCUGCAUUAGAACAAGGGCAUUUGAGGUUUAUUUUGGUUAAUUUUACAAAUUAUUCAGCGUGUGGAUAUUUAUAUAUAUAUGUGAAUAUAUUUCAGUUUCAUAAUCCUCAUCAUUUGGAAAGGAAUGGAGGAAUUGACUUGCCCUUCAGAGUUGUACAAUAAACAGUAAAAUGUCUGAGCAAAAGGAUCUGUUACAUUAUUUGUGCAACAAUACAGUAUUUGUGUGGGAUGAA